AUGGAUAAGGAAUGGAUACAUUUGCCUUCAAGGCUUGUACCUGAGUAUGAAGAAGGUGUACAAAAAUUUCUUACACAAGCUAAGAAAUAUGCCAAAACACGUGAAGUAAUCUUAUGCCCUUGCAAGCAUUGUAAAAACAAAAAGUAUAUGAAAUUUGACCAAGUGUACGAUCACUUAAUUAUUAAGGGGUUUGAUCCUUCUUACACUAUUUGGGUCUUCCAUGGAGAAACUUAUAACCGACAAUAUCAAGGUGAAGGUAGUUCAGGAGAAAUUCAGAAAGAUGAUGAAAGUAGAGAGGCAUAUCACUUAUAUAAGGAUGCCUUUGUGCCAGAAGAAGAGGUUGGAUACACUAUGUCUGAGGCAAAAGAUAACGACUUUGCUAGUUUAUUAGAAGAUGCAGAAACUCCCCUCUUCCCUGGUUGCACAUCUUACACAAAGUUAUCAGCAGUCGUCACAUUAUACAAUUACAAGUCUACUAAUGGUCACACAGACAAUAGUUUCAAUGAGCUCCUUAAGAUCUUAGGUGACAUGCUUCCAGAAAAAAACACACUUCCAGAAACUGUUUACUCGAUGAGAAAAUUGUUAAAACCAUUUGAUUUAGGAUAUGAGAAGAUUCAUGCUUGCCCAAAUGAUUGUUGUCUAUUUCGAAAGGAGCUUAAAAAUCUGGAUACGUGUCCAAAGUGUGGUUCAUCAAGAUGGAAGGUGGACAAAAUCACCACCAAAGUUUUUAAAAGGGUUCCAGAAAAGGUGCUACGGUAUUUUCCGGUGAUACCAAGAUUUAAAAGGAUGUUUAAAUCAAAAGAAAAAGCUGAAGAGUUGAUUUGGCACUCCAACCACAAAAGUCAAGAUCACAUGAUGCGUCAUCCAGUUGAUUCAGUAGCUUGGGAUACAAUAAAUCACAAAUGGCCAGAUUUUGCAUCAAAUCCUAGAAAUCUGCGCCUUGGCCUUGUAACCGAUGGAUUCAACCCUUUUGGCGACCUUAGUUCUAGAUAUAGUUGUUGGCCCGUUAUUUUGGUAAAUUAUAACCUUCCUCCAUUGAUGUGCAUGAUGAAAGAAAAUCUUAUGUUGACAUUACUAAUUCCAGGUCCAAAGCAACCGGGAAAUGAUAUAGAUGUAUACUUGGAACCCCUUAUCGAGGAUUUAAAUGAGUUGUGGGAGACAGGUGUAGAGACGUAUGAUGCAUUCAGCAAGUCAAUGUUCAAUCUAAAGGCUAUUUUGAUGUGGACAAUCAAUGAUUUUCCAGCUUAUGGAAACCUAGCUGGAUGUGCCACAAAAGGGAAACUUGGUUGCCAAUAUGUGGGGAAGACGUAUGUUCUAUGUGGCUUAAGUAUAGCAGGAAAUAUUGAAAAGGACUGGGGUAAAAAUAAAAAGGAUGUGAAUGUCAAUACUUCGGGGAAAAAGAGGAAGAAACAAAAUAGUUCAAAAGAAAUGCAAAAAUCUAUUCAACAGUGGAAGAAAAAGUCAAUCUUUUUCAAUUUGCCAUAUUGGAGUGGGCUCCUAUUACGUCAUAACUUAGAUGUGAUGCAUGUUGAAAAGAACGUUUGCGAGAAUAUCAUAGGCACACUAUUAAAUCUAAAGAAAAAAUCCAAAGAUGGUGUGAAUGCUCGCAAAGAUUUGAUGCACUUAAACAUUAGAAAAGAAUUACAUCCUCAAGAAAAAGGAGAAAAUAAAUAUCACUUGCCUGCUGCACCGUACAUGUUGUCUAAAAAAGAAAUGGAUGUAUUUUGCUCCAGGUUGAAGAAAAUAAAGUUACCCGAUGGCUAUAGCUCAAAUAUUGGUAACUGUAUUUCUUUAGAAGAGCGUAAGCUUAAUGGGCUGAAAUCUCAUGAUUGUCAUGUUCUAAUGCAACAAUUGCUAUCAGUAGCAUUGAGAAAUCUUCUACCGAAAGGUCCACGUAAUGCUAUAUUUCUGCUUGGUUCAUUUUUCAAUGAAUUAUGUCAAAGAGUGUUAGACAGGAAUCGUUUAGAAGCACUAGAGGAGAAUAUUGCUGAAACUUUAUGCAUGUUGGAAAGAUAUUUUCCACCUGCCUUCUUUACCAUCUCGGUUCAUUUGACAAUUCAUUUAGCAAGAGAGGCUCGCUUGUGUGGGCCAGUCCAAUUCCGUUGGAUGUAUCCAUUUGAAAGAUUUAUGAAAACACUAAAAGGGUAUGUGAAGAAUCGAGCAAGGCCAGAAGGUUGCAUAGCUGAGUGUUACCUCACAGAAGAACGAAUGAUAUUUUGUAGCGCUUAUAUAAAAAAGGCUUCUAAUAUUGGUGUUCGUUUAAAUCGGAAUGAUGAUUUGGAUAAUGGAUUAGUGGAGGGUCGUCCAAUUUCUCAAGGAAAAGAAAAGAUUUUAGAAGAUGACAUGCUGCAAAUCGCACAUCGAUAUGUGUUGUUUAAUACUGCAGAAGUUGAACCUUACUUGCAGAUGCACAUCGAGGAGCUUAAACAAACAGAUAGUCGUUUCUCAAGUAAUGAAACAUUGUUACAAAAGCAACAUAUGGAAACAUUUGCUGAAUGGUUAUCAAAACAUGUUCCUUUUAACUCUUCAGGCCGAAUUCAAUGGCUAGCAUAUGGUCCAAGAAAGCAUGUUACAUCUUAUACGGGUUAUAUUAUAAAUGGACAUCGGUUCCACACAAUUGAUGUUGAAAGGUCGACACAAGAUAGUGGAGUUUCGAUUGAAGCCGAUACUGUGUGA
Molecule: messenger RNA, 2676 nt
Organism: Zingiber officinale
Lineage: Eukaryota; Viridiplantae; Streptophyta; Magnoliopsida; Zingiberales; Zingiberaceae
Exons: 6
Coding region: 1-2676 (891 amino acids)
Source: RefSeq, a predicted model, not a curated record